Messenger RNA from Fusarium tjaetaba, 1287 nucleotides. RefSeq names its product Sorbitol dehydrogenase. Gene Ontology annotation, biological process: D-sorbitol catabolic process. The transcript has 3 exons. Bases 1 to 1287 code for a protein of 428 amino acids. The record is from RefSeq and is a predicted model, not a curated record. NCBI's taxonomy places the organism in Eukaryota, Fungi, Ascomycota, Sordariomycetes, Hypocreales, Nectriaceae. Gene Ontology annotation, molecular function: L-iditol 2-dehydrogenase (NAD+) activity; zinc ion binding.
AUGGCCCCAGUUGCUACGGGAGAGAUCGCACCAAUGCAUCUACCCGGUGGUCUAUCGAAGCCAUUGAGCAUCAGUGCCUCUGUCUUGCAUGGCCCCCGCGAUCUGCGACUGGAAACAAGGACCAUCGAGGCUCCAGCGGCAGGCGAGCUUCAAAUCGCUAUCAAGGCGACUGGCAUUUGUGGUUCAGAUGUCUCCUACUACAAGAAGUUUGCCAAUGGCGAUCUCUGUGCCUGUCACCCACUGUCACUAGGCCAUGAGUCGUCAGGGGAAGUUGUUGCUAUUGGUCCUCAAGUGAGUGGCUUCAAGCUGGGCGACCGAGUUGCUCUUGAAGUUGGUGUUGCUUGUGGAAACUGCGGCAUCUGCCGUAAAGGCCGUUAUAACCUGUGCAAAAAGUUGCGUUUCAGAAGCAGUGCCAAAACCUACCCUCACUACCAAGGCACAUUGCAAGAGAGGAUUAACCAUCCCGCUGUCUGGUGCCACAAGUUGCCCGAUAACGUCUCCUUCGAGGCCGCCGCCCUUCUCGAGCCGCUGUCUGUAGCUAUCCAUGCGGUGAACCGUGCCAGGCCGGAACCGGGCUCCACUGCCCUUGUUAUCGGUGCCGGCACCGUUGGUCUUUUGACUGCCGCAAUGGCUCGUCAAUCAGGCUGCACAUCGGUUACAAUCACCGAUAUUGAUGCCGGGCGUGUCAACUAUGCCAUAAGCCGUGGAUUCGCAACUCAUGGGUUUGUUACCCCCCUGUCCCGCUUGAACUCUUCAAACUAUUCUUCUGGAAUCUCUACACCCGAGACUGGUAUCAUUACUCCUGCCAGCACCUUUUCCACCGCAAGCCGCUUCGAUGGAGCCAAAUCAUUGGCAGCGGAUAUCCUUGCUUCAUCAAACCCUGCCGGUACCUUCAUGCUUGAGGAGGAUGAGGAUGGUGUGGAUGUCACAUUCGAGUGCACCGGAAAGGAGGUAUGCAUGCACACGAGCUUAUAUGCCACCAAAGCUGGCGGCAAAGUAAUCAUGGUGGGCAUGGGAACUCCUAUCCAGACCCUCCCUCUCUCCGUGGCUCACCUCCGCGAGAUUGACAUCCUGGGCGUAUUCCGGUAUUCCAACACAUAUCCCACCGGCAUUCGACUUUUGUGUUCCCAAGCUGCGAACCCCUCUUCCUGCAGCCUACCCUCGUUGGAUGACAUGGUCACCCACCGUUUCAAGGGCCUGGAUCAGGCACAACGUGCAUUUGAGCUUGCGACACGCACCAGUGACGACGAGGGCAAACUUGUCCUGAAGAUUGUUAUUGAGGCAUAA